Molecule: messenger RNA, 2622 nt
Organism: Galeopterus variegatus (Sunda flying lemur)
Lineage: Eukaryota; Metazoa; Chordata; Mammalia; Dermoptera; Cynocephalidae
Product: neurexophilin-2-like
Exons: 2
Coding region: 1-876 (291 amino acids)
Molecular function (GO): signaling receptor binding
Source: RefSeq, a predicted model, not a curated record
AUGGAGGAGCUAUCAGUCACUGAACGCCUUUUGCCAAGGAUUAGGUUCAGUAAUUUCCAUCCACUUAUUAGUCCUUACAACCAGCAAAGGAGAUAUAUAGAUAAAGGAGAUAUACAGGAAACUGGGGUUCAGCUCUUUUGCGACAGUAGAGAAGUGGUGCAUGCCACAGAGGGGCUGGAUUGGGAAGACAAAGAUGCUCCAGGGACAUUGGUCGGAAACGUGGUGCACUCCAGGAUCAUCAGUCCCUUGCGCCUGUUUGUUAAACAGUCUCCAGUGCCAAAGCCUGGUCCCACGGCAUAUGCAGAUAGCAUGGAAAACUUUUGGGACUGGCUGGCCAACAUCACAGAGGUUCAGGAGCCAUUGACAAGAACUAAACGGAGGCCAAUAGUAAAAACGGGAAAAUUUAAGAAAAUGUUUGGAUGGGGCGACUUUCAUUCCAACAUUAAAACUGUCAAACUAAACCUCCUCAUCACAGGAAAAAUCGUCGAUCAUGGAAAUGGAACCUUCAGUGUUUAUUUCCGACAUAAUUCAACAGGUCUGGGCAAUGUGUCAGUGAGCUUGGUACCCCCCUCCAAAGUGGUGGAAUUUGAAGUUUCCCCCCAGUCUACCUUGGAGACCAAGGAAUCUAAAUCUUUCAAUUGUCGCAUUGAGUAUGAAAAAACAGAUCGGGCAAAGAAGACUGCUCUGUGCAACUUUGACCCGUCCAAGAUCUGCUACCAGGAGCAAACUCAGAGCCAUGUGUCUUGGUUGUGCUCCAAGCCCUUCAAGGUCAUUUGCAUUUACAUUGCCUUUUACAGUGUUGAUUAUAAACUCGUGCAAAAGGUCUGUCCUGACUACAAUUACCAUAGUGAGACCCCAUACUUAUCUUCUGGCUGAAUCUUUCCAAAAUGAUGGAAAUGAAGGACAUAUGUAUGUGUGUAUUUAAUUAGAAUGACCAAGAAACAAGCCCAGCUCUUCAUGGCAAAAGAUUCCUUUUGUUUCUGGCAGUGAACCGUAGUUCCCUAUCAGGUUUUCAAAUAAAAAAAAAGAAAGAAAGAAAGAAAGACUUUUAAAUGUGAAAUGUGUUUGUUUUGAUCAUAAGUACCUUUAUCUAAAGAGUCAAACUGUUUAUGAAAUUGUCGCUUUCAUGUAAGAUGAACUAAGUUCUAGAACUAUUGUUGUUUCUCUGAAAAAAUGUCAGUGGGAGCCACGCGUGACAAGAAGGAACUGAAUUAUGCAUGUUACGAACAUUGCUCUUAAAAUGAGCUUGCUUUUGAAAUAUGCUUUGGAGGUUUACCUUAAAAAUAGCAGAUUCAGUAAAGCAACUGAAAAGAUGGUAUUUGAUAGAUGAAUUGUGUUUCUGACAUUGAAUUCUUUUUUUUAUUGCUGUCUUUUUCUCCACAUCUAUGCCAUUAUUUAUAUGAGAGAUGAAAGGGUAAAAUUUGUUUCAAAAUUCGUGUGUGAAGUUACAGUACCACAGUGGAACCAAGUACGUUAUCAUCUGAGCUAGAGUUGAGUGGAACGUAAUUUAAGCACCUAGCCCUGUGUUGGUCACCAUCCUUCCAAUUCUCAUCUUCGGAGUAAUACUGGUGGAUGGGGAAAGCAAAUCUGGGUAUAAGUCAUUUCAACAAUAAUGAAGAUCAUGAUGUUUUUAGACUCUUUUGCCAAAUUCAAUGGUCUGAGAUUAUCAAAAAUAACAUAGAAUUUGUAUGUACUCUGCAGCUUAAAACUUCUUUCUAUUAAUUUGAUAGUGUGAUUUUAUAUACAUAUGUAGAAUAACUCUGACAUUGAAAGAAAAUGAUUGUUUUCUAGGCUAGAAUGGGGGAAAAAAUUGGAUGAAGAAGAAAAUUCCAAGAUCAUGGAUUCAUUAUUCCUAGCCUCCUGGGUUAAGUUCUCUUUGCAUUUAGUUAAUCAUUUGAAUGAGGGAUUAAACUGUAUGUGAAAAUGAAAGUCAUAUUUAAACAUUCCUAAUUAUUAAGUGCUGACAACAAAGGUACCUGGCUUACCAGGCUUUUGAAGUUACUUCCAAAAUAAUGUAAUUUUACAAUCAGUGCCCUUAUCUUCAAGAGGGGUUGAACAGCAAUCCUCUGUAGUAGAAUUAGUACAGAAUGGUGGUCUGGUUGGUGAGGAAAAUGGCUUCUAGAACUCAGGAAAUGUGGAAUGCUUAAUCUUUUUACAAUAGAUGUGAAUGUCUUUCUCCUGUCUUAUCUAUAAAAUAUUAGUUAAAGUAAAACAUUAAAUUGAGGACUAAUGGAAGGUAAAUCCUAACCAACAAAAAUAUUCUCACCACGCUUUCAAAAAGCCAACAUCUCUGUUCUCUAUUUUACAUUUCUGUUCCUUUCCUUUUACUGGUGAUAUCUGCACAGUGUUCAACUUUGUCUUUUGUAAAAAUUGUACUAGGCUUAGUGUGUGGUUGUACAGGCUUGAAGUUUUUGCUCUGAGUUCAUCAGGUGCUUUUGUAAUUUUGUGGUUGGUGAGUAAUAUUUCGAGACAUCUUAUUUUCAUCUAGAAACAAGAGUAAAAUACUAUUUAUUGUAAAAUAUGUGGGAAUCAUAUAUGUAUAUAUACUUAGAAUUUUCUGUGUACAGAGAAAGUAUGUGUACACAUUUCUAUGUAAAUAAAAAGAAUUUGCUAGAUCUGUCA